Rhinolophus ferrumequinum (greater horseshoe bat) is the source of this 2072-nucleotide messenger RNA. RefSeq names its product negative regulator of ubiquitin like proteins 1 (gene NUB1). The record is from RefSeq and is a predicted model, not a curated record. The coding region runs from base 167 to 2011 and encodes 614 amino acids. The transcript has 15 exons. Gene Ontology annotation, biological process: regulation of ubiquitin-dependent protein catabolic process. Gene Ontology annotation, molecular function: protein binding. NCBI's taxonomy places the organism in Eukaryota, Metazoa, Chordata, Mammalia, Chiroptera, Rhinolophidae.
GCGGCCGCUGCCGCAUCCGGGCACUCGGCGGGUCGCAGCGAGCACUGUGGUGGCGAGGUGAGGCGACAGCGGCCAAGCGUCCAGUCCUGGACUCGGGGUCUCAGCGGCGCGGCUUGGCGACCUCCGUCCCUGCCGCGAUCGCGACGCCUCCCCCUCCCGAAUCAGAAUGGAGCAAAAGAAAUAUCUCCAAGCAAAACUGACCCAGUUUUUAAGGGAAGACAGAAUUCAACUUUGGAAACCUCCAUAUACAGAUGAAAAUAAAGAAGCUAGUUUGGCAUUGACGGACCUCGCUAAGAAGUACGCGGACAAGCUAAAAUGUCAUGGAAAUGAAGUAGAAAAGAUACUAGAAGAAAUACGUUGCAAAGCAAUCGAGCGUGGCACAAGAAAUGAAAAUUUUAAGACAAAAGGAAUUGCCACGAUUGAGGUAUUUCUACCUCGACAGCGAAGAAAAGAUAGGAACACCCUGUUGGAGACCCGAUUGCACGUUAGUGGCAAAGAACUGAGGUCUAAAAUAGCUGAAACCUUUGGAUUUCAAGAAAAUUAUAUCAAAAUUAUCAUAAAUAAGAAACAACUUCAACUAGGGAAAUCACUUGAGGAACAAGGAGUGACACACAAUGUGAAAGCUAUGGUGCUGGAACUAAAACAGUCUGAAGAAGAUGCAAGAAAGAGCUUCCAGGUUGAAGAAGAAGAGCAAAACGAAGCCAGACUAGAAGAACAAACAAUUGCGAGGACUAGGAGAGGACUUGAGAUACUGGCAGAGAGAGCUGAGAUGGUGGUAGACCCAGAAACCACACCAUACUUAGACAUAGCUAACCAGACAGGCAGAUCAAUCAAAAUUCCUCCGUCAGAAAAAAAAGCUCUCAUGUUAGCUAUGGGAUAUCAUGAGAAGGGCAGAGCUUUCCUGAAAAGAAAACAAUAUGAACUAGCCUUGCCAUGUCUGUUGGAUGCUGACAAAUAUUUCUGUGAGUGUGGCACAGAGCUACUGGAUACAGUGGAUAACUAUGCGGUGCUCCAGCUGGACACAGUAUGGUGUUACUUCCACUUGGGACAACUGGAAUGCCUUGACGAUGCAGAAAAAAAAUUAAACUCGGCACAGAAAUGCUUUAAAAAAUGUUAUGGAGAAAAUCAUCAGAGACUGGUCAACAUAAAAGGAAAUUGUGGGAAAGAGAAGGUACUGUUUUUAAGACUUUACUUGCUUCAAGGUAUCCGAAAUUAUCACAGUGGAAAUGGUGAAGAGGCUUGUGAAUAUCUCAACAAGGCGCAUCGGCUCUUUACAGAGCUAUGUAUUGAUCCAUCAAAAUUUCACAGUUUGUUGCAGUUGGGGUUCACUGCCCAGGAAGCCCGGCUGGGCCUCAGGGCCUGUGACGGGAACGUGGACCACGCAGCCGCCCACAUUACCCACCGCAGAGAGGAAUUGGCCCAAAUAAGGAAAGAGGAACAGGAGAAGAGAAAACGCCGCCUGGAGAGUGUCAACGUCUUGAAAACAAUGGGCUACUCCACCCACGCAGCCAGGCAUGCCCUCCGUCAGGCCAGGGGGGACCUGGACGAGGCCCUGAAGACUCUUCUCAGUAAUCCUCAGAGGUGGUGGCUCAAUAAUUCCGAUCCUGAAACCAACCAUCAUCAAGAAAGUCCUUCCCAGGAAAAUAUUGACCAACUGGUGUACAUGGGCUUCGACACUGGAGCUGCCACCGCUGCCCUCAGAGUGUUCAGGGGGAACGUCCAGCUGGCAGCGCAGACCCUGGCUCUCAACGGAGGCAGUCUCCCUUCUGACCUGCAGCUCGUGGCGGAAGACUCGUCGUCAACCCCAUCCACAUCCCCUUCUGAUUCGGCAGGUACCUCGAGUGCCUCAACAGAUGAAGAUAUGGAGACAGAGGCAGUCAAUGAAAUAUUGGAUGAUAUUCCAGAACACGAGGAAGAUUAUCUGGACUCAACUCUGGAAGAUGAGGAAAUUAUUAUUGCGAAGUACUUAUCCUACGUAGAAAAUACAAAGUCAGCAACAAAGAAAAACUAAAUAGUGAACAGAAAUAAGUACUAAGUUUCUGCUUAUAAAUUCUAUCAUUAUGCAAAAUGUA